CACAGACGAAUACUUAACAGAAAAAUGGUUCGAUUAAUUGCAGUAUUAUUGAUAACGUUGGCAGGCACUAAUGGUUACAAGAGGCCAUCAAGUAAAAGAUUGAAUGAAGAUGUCACAAGUGAAAAGUGGAUAAAUAAAUGUGCAUAUCAUACAGAAAGCACAUUGGAAAUUAAUCAUGAUUUAAUGGCAGCAAAAUCGGCGUGUGCAAGUGUGGGCCAGUGUUUGAACACAGAGAGUUUAAGAGUUGAUGUUAGAGCUGAAGAAUUUGUGAAGGGCUCCCUGGGAUGUAUGGAAGAUUUUUGCUCAAAGCUGAAGAAAGAAAUGACAAAGAAGAACAAACAGUAUGAUAGUGAAGUUUGUUGGAUGGCAAAAGGGUUGUCGAUUAUGUCGGAAACGUCAUAUUAAUAAAAUGUUAACAUUCCAUUAUGUUUUAUAAA
Molecule: messenger RNA, 437 nt
Organism: Chrysoperla carnea
Lineage: Eukaryota; Metazoa; Arthropoda; Insecta; Neuroptera; Chrysopidae
Exons: 4
Coding region: 25-405 (126 amino acids)
Source: RefSeq, a predicted model, not a curated record